AUGAGCUCCCCAGAACUUCAAGUUGUUGCUGAAGAGAUACAUUUUCAAGUUCCACCUUGCGCUGAAUAUGGAGCUCACAGCACCAAUCUCGAAAUAUACAGUGGUGGCUUCCCUCCAGCUACCUCAACGACAGUCACAGGAGAGAUUGUAGAGAUGCCCGAAGCGUCUGCGGUAUUGAAGCUGUUAUUGCAUUACAUGCAUAACGAACGUCAACCGGAUUCCUCGAAAAUUACUUUCAACGUUCUAUACCCGUUAGCGGAGGCGGUUGAGAAAUACAUGGUCUUUUCCGCGAUGGAGGUUUUCUCUAGGGAAGCGAUUCCUCAGCAUCCUGUCGAGGUUUUAUCCUAUUCUAUCAAACAUGACUACCCUGAGCUUGCCAAGAUCGCUUUGCCACUCACCGUACCGAUGUCUUUCGAGGAAAUAAACGAGGUUUUGAAAGAUAGGCCUGACAUCGUUUUGAAAUGGGUGGAGUACCGGGAACCUUGGUUUGACGUUCUGAAAUCUAUCUACAAAGAACCAGUCACUGGCAAGCAACACAAGGGGGGCUUUUCGGAAUGUGGUGUCUGGGCUGCUUUCUAUCGUGGAACACUCCAGGAAGUUGCUGGCGACGUCGGGAUGGCUCAAAAGUUCUCCUCUGUUGUCCAACGUAACCAGCACUAUAUCCAAAGCUGUCACUAUUGUACAUCAAGAGCUUCAGCCUGGGUCAGAGCGGUCGAGGACCGAAUGCCCGCUCCUCCUGAUAUCAGCUGGUUGAGGGGAUGAACUCAGCCUGGAGGCCACAAGAGAAAAUUUUCGUGUAUCUGUUUGGUAUCUGUACCGAAUGGCCUUGCUAUGCUAAGGGAAAAUACAAUUUUUAUACCACU
Molecule: messenger RNA, 863 nt
Organism: Laccaria bicolor S238N-H82
Lineage: Eukaryota; Fungi; Basidiomycota; Agaricomycetes; Agaricales; Hydnangiaceae
Exons: 4
Coding region: 1-762 (253 amino acids)
Source: RefSeq, a predicted model, not a curated record